AUGUCGGAAGGUGAGAAAAGGGAAAACGGAGAGAACCACCGACGGCGAAUCCCCAGGGAUCUGUUGCAGAGGUUCAUGUCUAAAAACCAGAAACUGUCGGAAGAGAGAAUGAUGGAAGAUGGAGAGGUAGAGAUUGAGCUAGACUUAGGGCUUUCUCUCAACGGUAGGUUUGGUGUGGACCCACUAGCGAAGACGAGGCUCACGAGGUCUUCUUCGACACCUGAUUUCGUGGUCAACGAUAGAUCAGGGUUGAGCAGGACUUGCUCGUUGCCGGUGGAGACGGAGGAAGAGUGGAGGAAGAGGAAGGAGUUACAGAGUUUGAGGAGGCUCGAGGCAAAGCGGAAGAGAUCACAGAAACAGAGGAACGUGAGGGAGAAACACAAAGCUGGAGUAAGAGAAGAGAAUCUUCUAGAAGAAGGAUCUAUUGGAUCUUCUGGUAGUGGUUCCUCUGGUUUGUCUGAACUCGAUACCAUCCCUCCUCCUGUUCAAGCAACAACAAACAAGUCCAUGGAAACAAGCCCUUCGAGUGCCCAAUCAACGCCCGAGAAUUCGGCGGUCCGAAACAUUAUAGAAGACAUGCCAUGCGUGUCAACGACAGGGGACGGACCGAACGGGAAGAAGAUAGAUGGGUUUCUGUAUCGGUACAGGAAAGGUGAGGAGGUGAGGAUUGUGUGUGUGUGCCAUGGAAGCUUCCUAUCGCCUGCAGAGUUCGUUAAGCAUGCUGGUGGUGGUGACGUGGCACAUCCCUUGAAGCACAUCGUUGUAAAUCCAUCUCCUUUCUUGUGA
Arabis nemorensis is the source of this 786-nucleotide messenger RNA. Lineage: Eukaryota; Viridiplantae; Streptophyta; Magnoliopsida; Brassicales; Brassicaceae. The record is from the annotation of a GenBank genome assembly.